AUGGCAGCCUUUGUGGCAGUUUCCGGCUCAGCCCCCAACACUGCGCUGCGUGGAGCACUGCACACGGCACCCCAGGUACCGGCUCCAUCGGCUCCUGCAGCUUCCUUGGCAGCCAAGGGAGUCCUGGGUGUGGCUGCCGUUGGGGCAGCAGUGGCAGCAGGCACACGCCGCAAGCACCGCUCGGCACUGACAGGUGGUGCCGCGACGGUGACCAAGCUGUCCAAGCCCCGCUCUCUGGCCGACGCAAAGGUUGUCGUGUGCGCUGGCGCGAUGCUCCCGGAGGGCCGCAAGUUGCGUGUGGCAGUGAUUGGUGGCGGUCCUGCAGGGGCCAGCACUGCUGACGCCUUGGCUCAGGAGGGCAUUGAGACCUACCUCAUCGAGCGCAAGCUGGACAACUGCAAGCCUUGUGGUGGAGCCAUCCCUCUGUGCAUGAUUGACGAGUUUGGCCUUCCCAAGGACAUCGUGGAUCGCCAGGUGCGCAAGAUGACCAUGAUCUCCCCUACCAACAAGGAGGUCCAGAUUGGCCAGACCCUGAAGGAUGACGAGUUCAUCGGUAUGGUGCGCCGUGAGGUGCUUGAUGACUUCCUUCGCCAGAGGGCCAAGAAGAACGGCGCCACGCUGAUCAACGGCCUGUUUAUGGGCAUGACCAUCCCACAGAACAAGGGUGAGUCGUACCUGUUGACCUACAACGACUACGCUGAGGAAGCAGGCAAUGCUCGCAAGGGCGAGAAGAAGACCCUCGAAGUCGAUGUCGUGGUUGGAGCUGAUGGUGCUAACAGCCGAGUCGCCAAGGACAUCGAGGCUGGCGACUACGAGUAUGCCAUCGCCUUCCAGGAGCGCAUGCGCAUUCCAGAGAACAAGAUGGACUACUACAAGGACCGCGCGGAGAUGUACGUUGGAGACGACGUCUCGCCUGACUUCUAUGCAUGGGUUUUCCCCAAGUGUGACCAUGUCGCCGUGGGCACUGGAACCGUGAUUGACAAGAAGGGCAUCCAGAGGUAUCAGCAGGGCAUCCGUGACCGAGCGGCUGUGCGCAUUGAUGGGGGAGAGAUUAUCCGCGUCGAGGCGCACCCUAUUCCAGAGCACCCCCGACCUUGGCGCGUGAAGGACAGGGCAAUCCUUGUGGGUGAUGCCGCUGGCUACGUGACCAAGUGCUCUGGCGAGGGCAUCUACUUUGCCGCAAAGAGCGGCCGCAUGUGCGCAGAGACCAUUGUCAAGAAGUCAAAGAAUGGAGUGCGCAUGAUUGACCAGGCGGACCUCAUGGAACACAUCCGUGAGUGGGAUUCAAAGUAUGGCCCUACGUACCUGGUGCUGGACUUGCUGCAGAAGGUCUUCUACACCAGCGAUGCGGCCCGCGAGAGCUUCGUGGAGCUCUGUGAGGAGGAGUACGUGCAGAAGGUGACCUUCGACUCUUACCUGUACAAGACGGUCCAGGGCAACGACCCUAUGGGUGAUCUCAAGCUGGGCUGGAAGACUCUCAGCUCUCUGUACAAAAACAACAACUCGGAGCCUGAGCCCAUGCGAACCCUUGCAUGA
This is a messenger RNA of Symbiodinium pilosum, 1536 nucleotides long. NCBI's taxonomy places the organism in Eukaryota, Dinophyceae, Suessiales, Symbiodiniaceae. The record is from the annotation of a GenBank genome assembly.